CGCUGGGCGCUCCAGGGUCUCACGCCAGCUUGACGCGUGCAGGACAUGGGUGGACCUGGACAAGGCUGGCCAUCGAUGGGGUGUUUGUAGGCACACUGGCACUUGCCAUGCACCCAGCAGGGUCCGUGGACAGUAGCUUCUCCCGAUCUGCUGUGCAGACCCUCUCCCGGAGCCACUGCCGCAACAUCAAACAAAAGAUCUCCCAGUGGGAGGGGAGGACACAGAGGUGCUCCAGCAAGGAGAAACAGCAGCUGAAGGACUUUGGAGUAAACUAUGAUCCCAGCUGUGAUGUUCUAUCCAGAGUAAAGCCAGAACACAGGGAGAAGAGCAGAAAGACUGGGUCCAAAGAUCCAAAGAGCCUGGGUCUGGACUUCAGGGAAGGUGCACGGAGCUGCUUACAGACCGAUGACUGUGGUGAUCUCCUGCGCUGUGCAUACAGCCUGGCUUCCCAAGCCAAGGAGAAAGGAGAGGGGCAAGCAGGCUUCUUGGACCUGGAAGCGACACUGCCUCCAGGUAACUUCUAUACCUCACAAGCGCUGUGGAGGAGAGUAGAUCCCCUUCUGCCUGGCAAAGCCCCACCAGGUCCCUCGGACCUUCAAAGGAAGCGAGGGAGCUGUGGCUCCACAGAAAGAGAACUUAAAGCCAAAGGAGUGGACUGUCUCUGCAGGGCAGAGAGGAGCGUGAAAAACAUUUACUCUGAGGCUGAGGGGCAAGAGGAGGAGCCAGCUGCUGUCCCACCACCCAAGCCCCGUAGGACUUUCCACUAUCUUGGAGAAAAGGGUGCCAGUAGCUGUAGCGAUGCCAGCGCUACCAGGGAAGGUCCCCUGCAAAAGCAGCGUGGAGGAGACUUGGUGUCAUCCUCCAACAAUCCUGAGAAGAGAAUAGCCAGCAGGAGGAUCAGAGGGAGAACCCAGAGGAAAUCUUUUGAGUUUGAGGAUGUCCAGGGCUUCCGCAACCGGAUGGGAACCACCAACUCCCACAGACUUCAAGAAGAGACAAAUGGCACUACAGGAUCCAGGCUUGUCUACACACAGUCAGAAGACAACAUCUACGAGGACAUUAUCUGUUCUGCAAAAGAGAACUCCUAUGAAGAUAUUGGAGCACUGCCCUUACCCCUGUGGAAGGUCCCAUCUGUCUGGAAGGUGCCACCCUCCCGAAGCACCAGGAGGGCUCCCAAGCUGGUACUGAAAAUACAAGAGAUCUUUGAUUCCAAGCGUGGAAAGAAGAGGGUGAAGUUGCUCAGUCCUUCUGGGAGAGAAGUGCCUCCAAUGAAAGGUGAAACCAUUGGGAACGAAAGUGAUACAGAAAAUCAGCCAAAAAGUCGACACCGGCGCCUGCUGCAGAUGCAGUCAGGCCCCAAGAGGAACCCGCGCUACCAGACUUUGGAGAGGGAUUUGAUAGAGCUCCAGGAGCAGUGGCUGUUUCAGCUGUUUGUGGUGGUGUCGCUGCACAAGAAGGCGUCAGAGAUGACAUACACACCACAGAUCAUACAGCAGUUUCCCAGCAAGCCUGAACAUCCCUUCAGACAGUCGAAGGAUACUGAAGAGAGGCUAAAGGUCAUUCCCAAAUUCUGCUUUCCAGAUCCCAAAGACUGGUUUCCUGCAUCAGACCUUAAAAGUGAAACAUUUUCUUUUGUAUUGACGGGUGAGGAUGGAGGUCGCUGGUUUGGGUACUGCAAGAAGCUCCUGCCAGAAGGGAAAGGGAAGCGCCUUCCUGAGGUGUACUGCAUUGUUAGCCGCCUGGGCUGCUUCAACCUCUUCUCCAAGAUUUUAGAUGAAGUGGAGAAGAGGCGAAAGAUGUCCCCAGCCCUGGUGCACCCGUUCAUGCGCAGCAUCAUGGAGGCGCCUUUCCCUGCUCCCGGACGCACCAUCACCGUGAGGAGUUUUCUGCCAGGAGCAGGACAUGAGGUGAUGGAGCUCUGCCGUCCGCUGGAUUCUCGACUGGAACACGUUGACUUCGAAUGCCUGUUCAAGUGUCUCAGUGUCUCUCACACGAUUCGGGUCUUUGCCUCUCUCCUGCUGGAAAGGAGGGUGAUCUUUGUUGCUGACAACUUAAGCACUCUGUCCAAAUGUGGCCAUGCCGCCGUUGCAACGCUUUAUCCCUUCACUUGGCAACACACCUACAUACCAGUCCUGCCAACUUCUAUGAUUGAUAUUGUGUGCUCUCCGACCCCAUUCUUAAUUGGCAUUCUCUCCUGCUCAUUACCACAGCUCCAGGACCUGCCUGUAGAAGAGGUUCUGAUUGUUGAUCUUUGUGCUGACAUGUUCUUGCAAGAGGUAUCAGAUGAAGAUGAGAUCCUGCCUCCUAAACUCCAGGCUGCACUUGUACAAAUCUUGGAAGAACGAAGUGAAAUCUUAUCACAUGAGCAGAGUGACAUGCCUCUUAACUCCCUGGUCUCUGAAGCUUUUGUGCAGUUCUUUGUGGAGAUUGUUGGACACUACUCCCUGCAUAUGAAUGUCACAGAAAAAGGGGAGCGGGUCUUUCAGCGGGAACUGUUCCGUAAAUCUCAUAUGUCACGCAGUGUGCGUCAUUUCUUGCACUUCUUCAUGGAAACACAGAUGUUUGCAGGGUUUAUACAGGAUCGAGAGCUAAGUAAGAACGUGGUCCAAGGCCUUUUUGAGGUCCGUGCCUUGGAGUAUUUGGAGAGCAUUCCAGAGACGGAACCAACCGCAAUGAACAGAAUCCUUCGCAGUCUUG
Pterocles gutturalis (yellow-throated sandgrouse) is the source of this 2697-nucleotide messenger RNA. RefSeq names its product DENN/MADD domain containing 2C (gene DENND2C). NCBI's taxonomy places the organism in Eukaryota, Metazoa, Chordata, Aves, Pterocliformes, Pteroclidae. The annotation marks the transcript as partial. The transcript is spliced from 16 exons. The record is from RefSeq and is a predicted model, not a curated record.